AUGAAGCCCAGGGCACUGUCGCAUGAACUGAGUGAGGGAUAUCCUGCUGAAGUUGUAGUUGACGAAGCGAGCAUGAAGCCAGCUUCAGUCAGUCACAACCCAUCAGCCUCUAUUGUGGAUAGCUCGCUGCAAAAGGAGUACCCCAACGAGGAGAAUCUACGCACCCUUCAUCGAGUCCCUGGAAAGAUCUCAUGGAUCACCUACACAAUUGCAUUCGUGGAACUAUGCGAGCGAUUCUCGUAUUAUGGAACCACGGCCAUCCGUGAGAGCCCAAGGACUCGACCUCUGCCUGCCCACGCCACUACCGGUGCGUUGGCGACUGGCACAAAUUUCAAUGAACAUGUUCCCGGUGCUUUGGGCAUGGGACAACGUACCUCAACCGCCCUGACUCUUUGUGCCUAUGUUGCGGAUCAAUACUGGGGUCGAUACCGCAUGAUCUUUGCCUCUCUCGCAGUAGCACUUGUGGGACAUGCGAUUUUGGUCAUCUCCGCCAUCUCCCGUGUUAUUGGAACCCCUAGAGGUGCUAUCGCUUGUUCUUCAAUUGGUCUGGUGGUCAUGGGCAUCGGAACUAGCGGAUUCAAAUACAACAUAUCCCCACUCAUUGCAGAGCAGUACCGUGAAGACAGGCCCUACAUUCGGGGUUUGCCCAGUAGGAAGCGUAUCAUUGUUGGUUCAGCUGCCACGAUCUCUCGGGUUUUCCUCUACUUCUACAUGAUGAUCAACGUUGGCUCCCUUCUUGGUCAGAUCGGCAUGGUCUAUGCAGAGCGCUAUGUUGGCUUCUGGCUAUCAUUCCUGCUCUCAUCAUUUAUGUUUUAUCAUCCUGCUCCCCAUCACGGACCGAUUUUUCUAUCCCGCUCGACGUCGCAUGAGGUUCGACUUUACUUCUUGAAGCGCAUCACGGCUGGCUUUUUUGUGGCGGGCUGCGCGAUGAUCUCAGCGACGGUGACUCAACAUUGCAUUUACAACGACGGACCGUAUGGUAAGGAUGUCAAUCACUGCUUGGAGGUGGAAGGGAAGCAUACCAAUAUUUCAGUUUGGGUGCAGACCGUACCCUACGUUCUGGGCGGUAUUUCCGAGAUCUUUGCCUCGGUUACGUCUCUUCAAUACGCAUUCACCAAAGCUCCGCAUAAUAUGAGGUCGCUUGUUGCAGCCGUUUCACUGUUCAUGACCGCCUUCUCCUCGGCAUUGGGUCAGGCUCUGGUGGCACUCUCCGAUGACCCGUUGUUGGAAUGGAACCAUGGCAUCACUGCAAUUCUGGCAUUUGUAGGAGGGCUGGGAUUCUGGUUUACUGAUCGUCAAACUGACAGUGAGGAGGAUGCACUGAACAUGCUACCAGAAAGUCAUUUUUCGGGCAAGGUGAAGGACGUGGAGGGGGCGAAAUAG
Penicillium pulvis is the source of this 1383-nucleotide messenger RNA. RefSeq lists its product as uncharacterized. Gene Ontology annotation, biological process: transmembrane transport; oligopeptide transport. Gene Ontology annotation, molecular function: dipeptide transmembrane transporter activity. The coding region runs from base 1 to 1383 and encodes 460 amino acids. The record is from RefSeq and is a predicted model, not a curated record. The transcript is spliced from 5 exons. Lineage: Eukaryota; Fungi; Ascomycota; Eurotiomycetes; Eurotiales; Aspergillaceae. Gene Ontology annotation, cellular component: membrane.